AUGGUCACUACUGUUUUCUCAGUGGUGUCAUGGCGGCCGGCGUUGAGUUGGCAGCACUGGCCCACGGAACUGAGUUAAGUCAGUAAAGCGGAGAAAGAAGUGGUCAGGUCGCACGGCGGGAGGCCGUGGGAGUGAGCAGGGCCCCGCGGGGGCCACAGUGUUCACAGCGGCGAGCCCACGGUGAAGCUCCAGGCCGGGCCUCGGCUUUCUGACGCGGCGGUUGGUGGGAGUGCCGCGUCCUGCGAGUCCUCGGCGUCUGGAUCCGCACCAGCCUCGGCGCUCAGGGACCCGCCGCGAUGUCGUCCUGGCUCGGGGGCAUCGGCUCCGGUUUGGGCCAGACUCUGGGUCAUGUAGGGGGCAGCCUGGCUUCCUUCACUGGCCAGAUUUCAAACUUCACGAAGGAUAUGUUGAUGGAGGGCACGGAGGAGGUGCCAGCAGAUUUACUCAAUUCUGGGCGAGAAGAAAAUGAAGCUGCUCAUUCAGUCUUAAGAUCAGAGAAUGAAAGACUUAAAAAGCUUUACACUGAUCUAGAGGAGAAGCAUGAAGCAUCAGAACUUCAAAUAAAGCAGCAGUCUUCAAGUUACCGAAGUCAGUUACAGAAGAAAGAGGAGGAAAUCAACCACCUUAAAGCAAGACAGACCUCACUUCAGGAUGAGCUGCGCAGGCUGCAGUCGGCUGCUCAGUUCACACACCCAGCAUCUGGCAGUGCAUCAGCGGCUACUGCAUCAUCUUCGUUCAGUUACGGGAUCAGCCAUCAUGUGUCAGCCUUCCAUGAGGAUGACAUGGACUUUGGGGAUGUAAUUUCAUCACAACAAGAAAUAAACAGAUUAUCAAAUGAAGUUUCUAGACUUGAAUCUGAACUUGGACAUUGGAAACAUAUUGCUCAGGUGCAGGGAACACAAAGCUCUGAACAAACCGAAAUCUGCAAACUGCAAAAUAUUAUUAAGGAGCUUAAACAGAACAGAAGUCAGGAUAUUGAUGACCAUCAGCAUGAAAUGUCAGUACUGCAAAAUGCACAUCAACAGAAACUGACGGAGAUAAGUCGUCGACAUCAGGAGGAGCUAAGUGACUAUGAAGAGCGAAUCGAAGAACUGGAAAAUCUGUUACAGCAAGGUGGCUCAGGAGUUUCUGUAACUGAUCACUCUAAAAUGUAUGAGAUGCAAAACACUAUUCAUAUUUUACAGACGGAAAAACUAGAAUCUACCAAAAAAAUUGAAGAACUUGAGGAUAAAAUAAAAGAGAUACAUAAAAGGUUGUCUUCUGCAGAACACGACCGAGAAGUCUGGAAGAAAGAACAAGAGCGACUGGAAGUAGAGAACAGACAGAUGACUGAGCAGUGUGAACGCUUGAAGCUGGAAUACAGCAAGUCACAGCCUGGUGCUCAGAAGCAGAGUGAUGCUGUGAUGGAGGAGGCCAGGAUUCCCCCACCGGGUUCCUCAGUUGCAGAGGUCUUGAGAUUACAGCAAGCUUUGACUGAUGCUGAAAAUGAAAUAAUGAGACUAAGUAGUUUAAAACAGGAAAACAAUCUUGCUGAAGACAAUCAGAAACUUCAAAUGUGUGUCCAAAUUUUAGAAAAAGAGAAGUUGUUACUGAGUCAAGAAAAGGAAGAACUUCAGCUAUCACUUUCCAAACUGGGCAGUGAAUAUGAAGUCAUUAAAAGUACAGCUACAAGAGACAUAGAUUUGUUUUCUCAAGUUCGCGACUUGAAACUCAACUUGGAGGUGAAGGAACAAGAACUGAGCCAGAGUAUUCAUGAGAAUGAAACACUCAUGGCUGAGUUAGAAAAACUGGACAAGCAGAACGAGGAGGCUACUAAGCAUGUGAUUUUGAUAAAAGAUCAGCUAUCAAAACAGCAAAGUGAAGGAAAUAGUGUCAUCAAGAAACUGAAAGAAGAUCUGGAUGAUGAAAAGCAGAGAGUCCACCAACUGGAGGAUGAUAAAAUGAAUGUAACCAAACAGUUAGACAUGCAGAAGGAAAAGCUGACUCACAGCGAACGGGCUCUAAGUGAAUUACAGUUAGCCAAGCAGAAGCUUGAAGAUAAAGUAGAAGAUUUAGUAGAUCAGCUAAGUAAAUCAGAGAAGAAUAAUUCCAACAUUCAGAAGGAGAACUGUGAACUGAGGGAGCACAUCAGACAAAGUGAAGAGGAGCUGGCCACAGUGAGGAGUGAGUUAGCUCAGUCUCAAACUCAAGGCUCCAGCAGGUGUGUGAAGGAUGACUUACUUAAAGAAAGGGAAACUGAAGUCCAAAACUUAAAGAAGACUCUCUCAGAAGUAGAACAGCUCAAUGAACAUUUAAAACAAGUUGCUUUUGAUCUCAGAGUGGAGAAUGAAAAGUUGGUUGUAGCAUGUGAAGAUGUAAGAAAUCAGUUGGAAGAAUCUAUUUCUGGCAACAACCAGAUUUCUCUGGAAAAAACUGCCAUGCUGGAAUGGGGAAAGGCACAGCUAGAAGCAGAAUUGUGUCAAGCUGAGAAGAGGCUGUUGGAAGAAGCCAACAAGCACAAGCAAGCUAUCGAGGAGCUGCCCAGCAUGCGCAGCCCGAAUUCCUCUGCCCUACAGCUGGAACAUGAGCGCUUAAUUCAGCUCAACCAAGAAAAAGACUUGGAAAUAGCAGGACUCAAAAAGAGUAUUGAGCGAAUGGCUGCUGAUCAUAAACACACCAAGGAAACAUUGUCAUCUAGUUUAGAAGAGCAGAAACAAUUGACACAACUUAUAGAUGAGAAAGAAAUUUGUAUUGUGAAACUUAAAGAAAAAAGUUCAGAACUGCAGAAGGAAUUAGACAAAUGUGCCCAGGCUUUAAGGAAAAAUGAGACUUUAAGGCAGACCAUAGAGGAAAAGGAUAGAAGUCUUGGAUCCAUGAAAGAAGAGAACAACCACCUGCAGGAAGAGCUGGAGCGCCUCAGGGAGCAGCAGAGUCGCACUGUGCCCGCGCCUGAGCCCAGAGCCGCUGACAGCGCCACGGAGCUGGAGUCUGAGCUGUCCCAGCUGCACACAAUCAAGAGUCAUCUGGAAAAAGAAAUUAAACAUCACCAGAAGAUGAUUGAAGAUCAAAACCAGAAUAAGAUGCAACUGCUGCAGACUCUACAGGAGCAGAAGAAAGAAAUGGAUGAGUUUAAGUACCAGCAUGAGCAGAUGAGUAUCACACACACCCAGCUUUUUUUAGAAAAAGAUGAAGAAAUUAAGAACUUGCAAAAAACAGUUGAACAAAUAAAAGCCCAGUUGCAUGAAGAAAGGCGGGACCUUCAAACAGACAAUUCUGAUAUUUUUCAAGAAACAAAAGUUCAGAGCCUUAAUAUAGAAAAUGGCAGUGAAAAGCAUGAUCUAUCUAAAGCUGAAACAGAAAAGUUAGUGAAGGGAAUCAAAGAACGGGAGCUGGAGAUUCAGCUUCUGAAUGAAAAGAACAUCUCUUUAACUAAGCAGAUCGACCAGCUGUCCAAAGAUGAGGUCGGCAAGCUCACCCAGAUUAUCCAGCAGAAAGACUUGGAGAUACAAGCUCUUCACGCCAGGGUUUCCUCAGCGUCCUACUCCCAGGAUGUCGCCUACCUUCAGCAGCAGCUGCAUGCCUACGCCAUGGAAAGAGAGAAAGUAAUGAUGGUGUUGAAUGAGAAGACGAGGGAAAAUAGCCAGCUAAAAACGGAGUAUCACAAAAUGAUAGAUAUUAUCAGUGCCAAAGAAGCAGCGCUUAUUAAGUUGCAAGAUGAGAAUAAAAAAAUGUCCACUAGAUUUGAAAGUAGUGGUCAAGAUAUGUUUAAAGAAACCAUUCAGAAUUUAUCCCGGAUCAUUCGAGAAAAAGACAUUGAAAUCGAUGCACUGAGUCAGAAGUGCCAGACCCUGCUGACAGUGUUGCAGACUUCUGGCACGGGUGGCGAGGCUGGAGGUGUUAACAGUAACCAGUUCGAGGAGCUCUUGCAGGAGCGGGAUAAACUGAAGCAGCAGGUGAAGAAAAUGGAGGAGUGGAAGCAGCAGGUGAUGACCACAGUCCAGAACAUGCAGCACGAGUCAGCCCAGCUCCAGGAGGAGCUUCACCAGCUUCAGGCCCAGGUUCUAGUUGACAGUGAUAACAAUUCUAAAUUACAAGUGGACUACACUGGCCUGAUCCAAAGUUAUGAGCAGAAUGAAACCAAACUUAAGAAUUUUGGGCAGGAAUUGGCACAAGUUCAGCAUAGCAUAGGGCAGCUUUGUAAUACCAAGGACCUCCUCUUGGGAAAGCUUGAUAUUAUGUCACCUCAGUUCUCUUCUGGCUUAUCUCUUACCACUCAGUCAGCCGAGCCUCUUAGAGCAAGCCAGUCGUCCGGGCCACAAGAGUCUUCGCAGUUGCUUCAACAAGUAGAUGAUCUGAGAAAAUCACUGCAGGAAAAAGAUGCCACGAUUAGAACGCUCCAGGAAAACAAUCACAGGCUGUCAGACUCCAUUGCUGCUUCCUCGGAGGCAGAAAAAAAAGAACACGAACAAACCGAUUCAGAAAUUAAACAGCUGAAGGAGAAACAAGAAGUCUUACAAAACUUACUUAGGGAAAAAGACCUCUUAAUCAAAGCUAAAAGUGACCAGUUACAUUCUUCAAAUGAGAAUUUCACUAACAAAGUGAGUGAGAAUGAGCUUUUGAGGCAGGCAGUGACAAAUUUGAAGGAGAGAAUAUUGAUUUUAGAAAUGGACAUUUCUAAAUUAAAAGGGGAAAAUGAAAAAAUAGUAGAAGCAUCCAAGGGGAAGGAAACAGAAUACCAGGCGUUACAUGAGACCAAUAUGAAGUUCUCCAUGAUGUUACGAGAAAAAGAGUUGGAAUGCCAUUCGAUGAGAGAGAAGGCACUUGCUUUUGAACAGCUACUGAAAGAGAAAGAACAGGGCAAGGCUGGGGAGUUAAAUCAACUUUUAAAUGCAGUCAAAUCAAUGCAGGAGAAGACAGUUAUGUUUCAGCAGGAGAGAGACCAAGUUAUGUUGUCCCUGAAGCAGAAGCAAAUGGAGAACAGCACCCUGCAGAAUGAGGUUCAACGCUUACAUGACAAGGAAUCCCGGUUAAACCAGGAGCUACAGAGAUUGCGUGACCACCUCUUGGAGUCAGAAGAUUCUCAUACCCGAGAAGCUUUGGCUGCAGAAGAUAGAGAGGCUAAACUGAGGAAGAAGGUCACCAUGUUGGAGGAAAAGCUGGUUUCAUCCUCUAAUGCAAUGGAAAAUGCAAGUCAUCAAGCGAGUGUGCAAGUAGAGUCAUUGCAAGAACAGUUGAACAUAGUCUCCAAGCAAAGGGAUGAGACUGCAGUGCAGCUUUCUGUCUCUCAGGAACAAGUAAAGCAGUAUGCUCUGUCACUAGCCAACCUGCAGAUGGUUCUCGAACACUUCCAGCAAGAGGAGAAAGCGAUGUAUUCUGCUGAGUUAGAAAAGCAAAACCAGCACUUAGCUGACUGGAAGAGGAAGGCAGAGAGUAUGGAAGGACAAGUGCUAACACUCCAGGAACGUUUGGAUGAAGCAAACGCUGCACUGGAUUCAGCAUCAAGACUUACAGAACAGUUAGAUCUAAAAGAAGAACAAAUAGAAGAACUUAAAAAGCAAAAUGAGCUCCACAAAGAGAUGCUGGAUGACGCGCAGAAGAAAUUGAUGAACUUAGUGAACAGCACGGAAGGAAAGGUGGACAAAGUCCUUAUGAGAAACCUCUUCAUUGGUCAUUUCCACACACCUAAAAAUCAGCGUCAUGAAGUGCUUCGACUGAUGGGGAGCAUCCUGGGUGUUAAAAGGGAGGAAAUGGAGCAGCUGUUUGCCGAAGAUCAAGGAGGUGUUACUCGGUGGAUGACCGGAUGGCUUGGAGGAGGAUCUAAAAGUGUGCCCAAUACACCUUUGAGGCCAAAUCAGCAAUCUGUGUUUAAUAGUUCCUUUUCAGAACUCUUUGUUAAAUUUCUGGAAACAGAAUCUCAUCCAUCAGCCCCGCCCCCAAAGCUGUCAGUUCAUGACCUGAAGCCUCUAGAUUCUCCAGGAAGAAGGAAAGCUGACGCAGGCACACCGGAGCACUUCCGAGAUAUAGCAGAAUCCAGGACAGGAAGAAGAACAGAUCUGAAUCCGUUCUUGGCUCCGCGCUCAGCAGCUGUGCCCCUUAUUAACCCAGCUGGACAUGGACCUGGUGGGCCUGGGCAUCUUCUUUUGAAGCCCAUCUCAGAUGUUCUACCCACAUUUACACCUUUGCCAGUGUCACCGGACAACAGUGCUGGCGUUGUACUCAAAGACCUUCUAAAGCAAUAGGUGGUUUUGAGCCAGAGACUAGAUAGCACUUUAAGGAAACCAUGAACACUGUAUGUGUGAACUUUACCACAAAGUGGCCUUCUGGAAAGAGUCAUGUAUUUGUUUGUAGUUCUAAUUUCUCUGUUACUAAAAGUUUUUUUUUGU
This is a messenger RNA of Acomys russatus (golden spiny mouse), 6362 nucleotides long. It is a transcript of the gene Trip11, whose product is annotated as thyroid hormone receptor interactor 11. The record is from RefSeq and is a predicted model, not a curated record. Gene Ontology annotation, molecular function: small GTPase binding. The coding region runs from base 297 to 6218 and encodes 1973 amino acids. Gene Ontology annotation, biological process: Golgi organization; endoplasmic reticulum to Golgi vesicle-mediated transport. Gene Ontology annotation, cellular component: Golgi apparatus. Lineage: Eukaryota; Metazoa; Chordata; Mammalia; Rodentia; Muridae. The transcript has 21 exons.